Molecule: messenger RNA, 1912 nt
Organism: Aspergillus brunneoviolaceus CBS 621.78
Lineage: Eukaryota; Fungi; Ascomycota; Eurotiomycetes; Eurotiales; Aspergillaceae
Product: Zn(II)2Cys6 transcription factor domain-containing protein
Exons: 5
Coding region: 5-1873 (622 amino acids)
Biological process (GO): regulation of DNA-templated transcription
Cellular component (GO): nucleus
Molecular function (GO): zinc ion binding; DNA-binding transcription factor activity, RNA polymerase II-specific; transcription cis-regulatory region binding
Source: RefSeq, a predicted model, not a curated record
AAAGAUGUCAACAGAAGAUGAAUACAAGUUUAUGUGUCCUCGACCGCGAAGCACGCGGGCUUGUGAGAAUUGCAGAUCGCGCAAGAUCCGAUGUCUGCCGUCUGAGAAACCGUCGAGUGCCUGCCGGAGAUGUAUCAAAUUGGGUUACGACUGUACUCUUACCUCGAGCAACAAUGAACAUCCAUCUACAAAUAACCCGUUGCGGAGCAGUAGUAGCGAGAUCCAGAAUGAGGACGUAGUCGCCUCACUUUUCAGGAACGCGCCAAAACACGGAGAUCAGUCUGCCCAGAUGUGUGAGCUGCAUCGCCAAAUGAUGCGCAAGCAGCUACUAGGCGACGACACUUCUCAUGGUGCUCAGGAGACGAGUCACAGUGCUACCACGCCGCCUCUCACUCAAACCUCGACAUCUAACACGGAAUACAAGAACCUCCGUGUGAGUAUGAAAGAGGCAGAUGAGCUUCUAUCCCACUUCCAGUCGAAAAAAGUUUACUUCCCGUUCGUGGAUGUACCGGAAAACAUCUCAGCCGCCUCCAUGGCGAAGACCCGUCCCUUCCUCUUCUUAGCGAUUCUCACUAUAUCGGCAACGCGGCGGCCGCUCCUGCAGAGAAAGCUCGAUGAGAGAUUCCGGCAAGUAUUGAGUGAAAGGAUUGUUCUCCAAGGAGACAAAAGCCUAGACUACGUUCAGGGUCUCCUGGUCUAUCUUGCAUGGCACCCUAUACACAUUCGGCCAUUGAACAACCAGAUGUGGCAGUACGUUCAAAUCCUCCGAGGUAUGCUGUCGGACCUGAGGUUUGACCAGAAGCUACACGAAACGGCUGCGCGCAAUGCCUGUCUCGGAUGCUAUAACCUGUCCUCGCUAUUUGCUCUUGGCUUUCAGCGACGCAGCGACUCGACGCUGUAUGAAAUAAUAAAGUCUACUAUUGAAGGAACUGCACCAAUCGACCAAGAUAACAGUCAACAUACGCUGCUUUCCAAGACCCAGAUGCUGUGGGAGACUGUAGCUCGAACAUCUGAGCAGGGGGGUGAUAAUCUCCCCAAUUGCUCCCUGUCAUUUCACCGGCAGAUCCAAGACAUAGAGCGCAAGAUCUGUUCCGAGACCCCGGAGACAGCUUCGCUACGUAUCUCGAUACUGUCGCUGAAAGUAGUCACAGCGUAUCUCCUUUGGAUGGUUCAUAGCCCAAGCUCCAGCCUUAAAUCAUCACACCACCCCCGAUCAUUUGAGUUCCAACCAUGUGAACAUGUGAAGGAAGCAAGAUCGUGCCUAGCGGAGAUCCGAGGAUUUUUCGAUUACUUUCUCUCGUUACCAGCAGACCAAUACAUCUACUUUUCCAUCCGGGAAUGGUGCCAGCUAAUUCUUACAACCAGCACUGCCUCACAGAUAUGCUUUCUCACUCACCCCUUCAUGAACACCCAAUGGUACGAUUUUCAGACUAAGGCGCGAUCGACCAUGCAAAUAUACCUGGAAAGCCUCUUGCACCGCAUGACGACCUUAUCCGUCUCGAAGACUGGCGACACACCAGACAUUUUCUGCAUGUUCAGAUCGGUCUUGGAUGUUGUUCUGGAAACAUAUGCUGUCGCCAGGAUCAACUCUCCCUUGCAGUCGGAUCCGGAUCCCUCGGGUACUGAAGGCACGGACUCUCCGAGUGUGGGUGCAACGAGCACGACGUCCAGACGGUGUCCCAUGAUGAAUGGGAGCAUCAAACAGACGGAGUUCUGGGAGGCAGUGCAGCAGAGUAACACCCUCUGUGGAGGAGUUCCGGAAGCCAAGAGUAGUGGUCGGUAUUUAGGAGCGUUCGGGGCUGGUAUGGAUGGACUAUUCGAUGAUGCUCAGGAUUGGCCGAGUUUGUUUUCCGAAUGGGUCAGUUUUACCUAAGUUAGGUUUAUUGUGUGCUGGAUGCUGCUCGAUAACCUC